AAAUUUCCAGGGCGCUAACGUUCGUGUGGGAAGAAAGCUAACGUUAACUCCAUUUCAAGAGCAAUUUUUCGACGUCGUGCAGCCUUUGUGUGGAAAUGCGGGGACGAUGGCGAGUUUUUCUCGUCGUGUGUCGGACUUUUCGAUAGUUAUUAAGAGCUGAGCGUCACGUGGAAGAGUGGAAAAUAUGCCUCAUAGUGAAAAAAUGAAGAGCUGGAUCUGUCCGUUGAGCUGAAACAUGGGAGCAAGCGCUUCAGUCUCACUAUCGCUCUGUGUAAGUUAAAGAGCUCAGUGUUUGAGCUUUACUAUCUCUGUUUUUCAACUUUGUGCUUGUAGGACAGUUUUACCUUCUACUAAAGCAGCCAACUAUAACAUUUUGGACACUUGUGGUGUGUCCCAAAUCGCAUACUUCCAUGCUAAAUACUUAAAAUUUUGAGUAUACUCAACUCAAAUUGGAAAAAAGUAUGGAAGUAUGCGAUUUGGGACACACUCCUGGGUAAUCUAAUGCAACCUAAUACAAUAACUUUAGCACUAGUUCUACUUUUAUGAGAUUGUCAGACAGGUGAUAAUUCUCCUUCUUUGAGUGUUGGUGGUGAACUGAAGUGCAUUACAUUGAAAUAUUUUGCUUCCCAAACUACUUUAGUAAUCUACUCAGUCAUAUUAACAAAAACAGACAGAGAAAGUAAUUCAUGGUUGAACUGUUAGAUUGCAUUACAUUUUCUGGGGUAAUAAAAAGAAACAUCUUGAAGUUGCUUAUGUAAAUAUAUCUAGCUUUAUGAAUUAACAUGAAAUCACUGGAACCCAAUAGCUUAGUAAAUAAAGUAAAUAAACUUAAUAACCAAUAAAAAAAAACAAUAUUUAAAAACCAAUAUCUAUCUAUCCAUCUAUCUAUCUAUCUAUCUAUCUAUCUAUCUGUCUAUCUGUCUAUCUAUCUAUCAGUGCAUUGACUUUUAUUGAAAUAAAGCAAAAGUAAUGUAAUAGAUAAAGUAACUUAUAUUUGUUCUGCAUUUAUGUGAUACAUUUACGGGGUCUUAGAUUUCCAAACCCAAGCUUAAACCUCUCAGGGGGUAUUGCCUAUUGUGUGUAAAAAUGUAGGACACUAUUGCCUGCAGCUUAAGGUCUUACAAAGUAACAUGCACCAUAAGAAUCCAGGUCAAGAAUUGAUAUAGUAAGUUAACACCCCAUGACUAAAUAUCUUCCUGCUCAAAUGGAAGAGGGUUUCAAAUGACAGACCCACGCUACUUAUCUGAAACUUCUCUUAUCAUCUGGCAACAUGACAUUAGGAGAUGAGCAAUGUAAAAGUUUGAUUUCUGUGCUUGAUUCAGCUGCUGCAUUUCCUUUUCCAUGCAGAGCGACCCAUCUUCAGUGCGAAUCCUGAGGCCUAGUGCUAAGGUGAGCCCAGAAUCUGAACUACCUGCCAGGUGUGUGUUUGGUGUUGCCUUGGAAACAUUGAGAGAGGAUGGGCAGAUGGUCUGUGGGGUGCCUCUUAUGUUGAGAGACAUGGUGGAGUUCCUGAAUAAGAAUGGUAAGCCAGGCACACCCUUGGUUUUUGUUGCAUCUCCUUUAUUUAUUUGUAUCCUAUCCGUGUUCUCUCAUUUUGGAUGUGAGAGUUAUCUUCAACCUUCACUUCUAUGGGAGCUAACUCGAUCAUUUGUUACUUUACCACAGCCAUGCACCACAGAGGACUGUUCCGACUCUGUGGCUCAGCGGUGCGGACUAGGCAGAUGAGGCAGCGGUGGGACAAGGGAGAGAGGGUGGAUCUAGAACAGGAGCAGGAUGUUCCUACUGUGGCUUCGCUCCUUAAACUCUUCUUCAGGGAGCUGCCAACCCCCUUAGUGCCGGAACCCCACCGUAAACAACUAAUUCGGACCCUGAGAGGUACAAAGGAAACAUUUGACUGACAACUUAAGAAUCUAAUUUCAUUUACUUUUCUUUUUGAGUAGAAAUGUAAGAAGAAUUAAACCAUUGUUGAUGGUACAAAGGAUUGCUGAGCUCACUGUAUGUACUGAGAUACCUUUGCCCCAUUUUGGAGCUGCAGUAAAAGCCCUGACCUGCUGAGACAGGAAAGUGAUGGAGCUAUGAAACUGUCUCUCAAGGCCAGAUGUCAUAGCAAUGUCUUGGUGGUAUCACUUAGUAAGAGCUUGAAUCCCCCAAAACUCAGUUGUACUUUGUGGCCGGUCAUGCAUUCAAAACAUAAACAAGGUGGCUGUGUCCUAAAGAACUUGAAUUUUGGUGGUAAAAGCUGAAUCUGUCAAUAAAUCUUAUGCCUUUGGGCUGGUAUGAAUGUACUCUAUAUCAAAACUGGUUAUCCUAGAUGAUGUGUUUCAGCUGUGUUUUUGCUUAUUUUCAGAAUAUGAAGAAGAGAUGGAUGUGAACCAGUCUCUGAAAGAAAAUCUUUACCACCUUCCAGAUGACAACCUCAGUGCUCUAUCUUACCUCAUCCACUUCCUGUGUCGAGUGGCAGAUCACAGCAAAUCAAAUCACAUGCCUGUGGAAAACCUGGCUGCCAUCUUUGGGCCUUGUAUAUUCCGGUAAGUUACUGCUGUCAUAAAUUCCACAUCUAAACUUUAAACCCUGUACUAAAACUUGAGGUUGUUCUAGUGUAGAGAGUUUGAUGAUAGUAUAACUGUCAUUAAAUUAAAAGAGGGAUUUUAUUGGCAGUUUGUACAUAUUUAAUGUUGGUUUUCAGAGCUAGUUUUGAAUACAGAUCACAGGUAGAGAGAUUUUAUUUAAUAGUAUGAUGAAGAGGAAUCAAACAAACAGAGUGAAAAUGUUCCGUUCUGCAACAACUUGGAGUGUUUUCUCCUUCUGUAAGCUCGCCUUGUCAGAUCCCAAUAGAGAAUUAUUUUCCAUUUUCUAAGGCUAUGUCACUUAGCUGGGAUGGAGUCAGGUUUGUCACCAAGGAAAUGAGCAUAGACUGUGGACAGACAAUUGACUUAAGAUAAAAGAGAAGCCAUCAGGAUUUUGUCCUUUGCAACUCCCUUCCUGUUUACCCAACUUAGAAAUCCUUGUCAACAAACACACUCCCCCGGGACUCCUGUUGUGCCAUACAGUCAACAUCCUUUCCACAGUUUUUCCAUUCCUCGAGCUGACAGUUAUCUUUGUCAGCCCUGUAGGAAAAGUAAAUGACGUGUCAGGAAAAUGUUUUGUCUGUGACGUAAAGUUUUAAAAAUAAGGAAAGUUGUCUAAUUUUAUAAUGAGGGGGGAAGAAGAGUCUGUGAAGGGGAGUGGAGUUGGCAACAAAAGUAUGGAAAAAGUUGGGUGUUGUUUUGAGUUGAAAAAUGAAGACAGCGUGAUUUGAUGUAAUGGUUUGAAUGAGGGAUUAUGUUGCAAAAAAUAUCCAACUGUACAAAAAUAUUAUUUAAGCAAAAAAACUGUCUGAGGUACAAGUUUAUGGUUUUAUAAUUCAAGUGUAAUUUAUUACAAGAGGACUAUUUUAUGUUAAAUUGUAUAAAGGUUGAUAUUGUGGUUUUAGCACCAUAAGCAUUCUGGUGUACUGUUGUUCACAUCAAGAGAACAUUUUGAUAGUUCAUAGACUGCUGGCUGGACUAGUCUUAUAGGUAUGUACUCUAUAGGUAUUCAGAGACGGCAGUCCUCAUGGCAGCAGUUGUUGGUUUGGCUCCUUGCCACCGCUCUUUGCUACAUGUUAUAACUCACUCUCUGCCCCCCCUGAUUUCCUGCCUCUCUUUCGCUGUCCUACCUAAUAAGGGAUAAAAUUCACCCUGAAAUAUAACUACAUACAGUGCCUAGCAUAAGCCAGUACACCCACUAUUAAAAGUAAUAUACUCAAUAUCUAGAUGAGCAAAGAUAUAAUUUCCAAAGUUUUGACAAGGCUGAGUUUAACAUAACAUUUGAUAAAAAUCAGGGUGAUAUGGUAAAUAAAAUUUAGCUUCGCUCUCAGAACUUUGAUUGUGGUGUACUUAUUUUUCAUCCUGAUUUUUAAAUUGAAAAAAAUACUUUUUUGUAUGCAACUUAAAAAAUCUUGUUUGCAAUCAGUGGCCUACAUUUGGGGGGAGUAUUUUGUUGUACAGGCUGACAUAGAAAAUGUUGAUUUUGAUUGGAAACUUAAGGUUUUCUGACAACUGUGAAGGGGUGUACUCAUUUAUGCUGAGCACUGUAAAAGGACAAUGAUGUCCAAUUAGCAGGAUGAUGAUUCCCCCAACAUGAACUAAUUAACAACUUUAUUUUGUCUAUUUGGAUGUGAUAGCCUAAUAGACUAGGGCCUGCAUUUAUGUUGAGUCUGUUUAAAAUGUUCACGUUUUCAUUCAUAAAUAAUAAUUAUAAGGACCUCAAUUUAAGAGUAGCGAAGAUUCUUAUUGUAUUGCCCUCCAAGUAAGGAUUGAAUGAAUAGAUGUUGACAGACAAGGCAGCACGUGACCUAGUCAUGCAGAAUUUGUGAUGGCUUCUUUGGCAUCUCUUCUCUCGUCCAUAUUUGUUAUCUGAGCCCUGUCCAAACAGUCUGUUGCCUUCAUUUGUGUCUGUUAUGUAAGAGGACAGCCUGCUCUCCUCCUCCUCUCUGUCAUUCCUGCUUUUCAUGUAAACACGUAUCUAUUUAUACUGAAAGUUUUCACAUUCUCUCUCUUCUGGUGUAAAGUCUGUGGUCAUCUUUACCUGUCACAUGUACAUCAGAUUAGAAAAGAAGAUAAAUAUGUGAAGACUAUUCUAGGUCUUAGGUGGUGCUUGUGGUGCAUCUGCAGAACACUGUGCAUGUUUUAAACAAAGAUAAAGUUAUCUGAGAAGAUUUUUCUAUCUGACUGUUAAUUUUUGUCGAAAGGUAAUGCAUGUUUUAAACCGUCAUGAUUGAUUCACCUUAGUUGGACAGCAUAAUCUCAAUUCAUCACUGUAAAAAAAGCAAAAAAAACUGUCCACUAGAUGGCACACUUACCCAUUGUCUCAUCUUUUUAAGGGCACAGAAAGUGACUUUUGUUGUUGUUCUCUUGUCUGUGCAGUGUCCCCACAGGAGCCAGAAUGUUGGAGGAGCAGAGUUUGUGCAAUGCCCUGUUGCUUCAUCUUCUGAGGCACCAGGAGAUUCUGCUUCCAGUCCAGGGCGAGGACACUGUUGCCUCCUCAAUAGCCUCCUCUUCACCCCCUCCUCCGACUCUGUCUGCUCUUUCUCACUUUGAGGUGAUCCGAGUUCCAAAUUUUAAGAUCUGUGAAUCAUACACUAUACUUCUCUUGGUGAGCGAUCUUAUCACAUCGUUUACACAAAAAAAUGGGCUACGCCAUCAUCUGUUUUGCAGAGUUAUUCAAAUCUUUGAAGUUUGAUACCAUGCAUCUGGUGUUGGCAAGCUUCCUUUAGCACUAUUGCUGGUGCUCAUGCAAGUCACAAUCAAGUCACAAUAAAUCAGCAGCUCGUAAAAUGCAAAGGUUGGAUUCAGCAAAAAAAAACAUUAUCUUUGAUUUAGAUUGUAAUUAUCAUUGAUUAACAAUGUUACUUAGGGUCAUUGAAAUCUUUAGCUGUAAAUUGGAAACUCAAAUGUUUUAUGAAUUAAAAAAAACCCUCACCAUUCAGAGCUAGUUAUACAGGCUUUAAUGUUUAUAGAAUAUGAUAACUAUAUAGAAUUAUUUAUUUUAAAAGUCCCAAACCUAAAAUAUGGUCAACAUUGUUAAGAUCUGUUUUUUUUUUCAGAUUUAUUUAAUAUUAUUUUCUCUUUUACAGUAAUUAAAGACUAAAAAUAUGUGUUUUUUUAACCUCUCAAAAGUGGUAUGAGUGUGUAUAUGCUCAUUUUUAUUGUCUUUUGUAGGUCCGACCCAGCAGCUGCCACUCAGAGAGGAGAAGUGUGGAGAGGUUGGAAGAAGAGAUCAGUCCAGUCUCAGCAACCAACACAUACCACAAAACAAACAUCAUUCAAUCCUGGUUCAACAGGUACUGUCAUCAGAUCUAGGGAGUGGUAAAUGUACCAGCAUACAGUCACACCCAAGCCUCCUCCUUCAUACAGUACAUAUUAUCCUAGGGGGAUAAUUAGGACAUGACCUUUUCCCCUGUGCCACUACGCUCUAUAAUUAGCAUCACUUAGUAAGUUGUCAGGUUAAUUGUUGCGUAGUACUCGAUAAAGCUGACACGUCAUUCAUGGUAAAUUAAGGCCAUCCUCUUGAGAUCUUUUGUUUAUGGAAGUCACAAACAAACCGAGCUGUGUGGCUUUUUUUAAUGGAUAGUAGAAAGUCCAGACAGAGCUGCACCAACAGAGAGGGAAAAAUCCAAUCAAAGGAGAUCGGUACUGUUUGGAACAAGAUAUCUGUGACAAGCUUAUAGCACAUUUUAGCUGAUCAGUAAUUAUUUGAAAUGCUGCUGUCUAUGGUUAACAUGAAGGUAAUAACAUAUAUAUCUAUUAUGAUUGUUAUUAACUGGGAUUAUUGAUGAUCAGUCGAUUAGUUAGGGUUUAUGGUGCUGUAUUGUGAUAAUUUCCCCACAGUUCUUUCGAUUUUUCUGCUUGUGUUUGGAUUGAUUAAAAAAACAUCUCUCUGCAGAAACUCUAACACCCACUAACUUUAACCCCUGGGGAAAACUCGUGUUACACUUACAGCCGACGUGUGCUAAAUAUGAACAGCAUCAAGGUUUUGUUUCUUGAAGAGGGGAAGUGGGGCAAUGUUUAAAUUAGUCCCCCCAGCCUGAUAUCUACAUAGUAACUGCCACCUGCUUGUGGGGAACUGUUCCCUCUCAGAACUUGUAGGCCACGGGGCUCUUUUCUAUUUUUAAAGUGCAAAUUCGAGUAGCUGCAGGAUUGGCAACACAGACAUUGAAUUACAUCAGUGUGUGUUUUCUAUUUUAGUCCUCCCAAGUCAGCAUGCGACAAGGCGUUCACGUGCACUGGCUGACUGUUUUUCAAAGCUGUUACCCAUGUGUGUGUCCCAUUGAAGCAUGUCUGGUAUCUUAAUUUGUGUCUGUGCAUUAAUAGGAGUUCUGCUUGAGGCUUAUGUAGAUGACAUUGGAUACAGAGACAUUUGCGUGCUGCUAUUCUGAGCAAACAUGCACUGCUGUUGUUUUGAAAUGAUUUUCCCUUCGGGGAAUGCAAGUGAAUGUUGAGUAAAUCUAGGUUAAAACUGUUGAAACAAGCACAGGCAAAGUGACACAUGCAUGAGUGCUAUAUAUCUGGCAACCGUUAUGUUAUUAUUGAACUGCCCAUGUGCAUCAGUUUAAUGACAGGUCAUCAGAAGAUGUAGAUGUGCGGCUCCAAUAGCUGUGCUGCUGUGUUAUUUACCUGCAGAUAUUGAGCUGAUGUCCCUCCAGGUCUUUGACUCUAAAAGGUCAAGUCAAAGAUUUCCCUCCUUCAAUUUCCAUGAAGCUCAGGACAAGAGGAGGUGAUCUGUAUAGAGUUUAGUGUUUAGCCCAGAUAUGUUACAUGAAGUAAAUGUUGUUAGAUAGACCAAUAGGUGGAUUACUCCAACCAAUUCAUAGCAUUUUGAAAUAAUAAGAAUCACAUUGGCAUUAAUGCAGACAAUCUCCCCAUCAUCUUCUCUUAAUGAGGCCAGUGUUUAAUCUGAAUUAUGUCAUGAUGUAUUGAAUAAUGCAGUUUAAUAUUGCUUCUAGUAUGAUUAUCAGUUAUUUUCUGAAACCUAUUUUAUAACCCAAAUAAUUAGACAUUCAUUUAAAAUAUAAUACUGGCUAAUUCAAGCAUAUAAUUAAGAUUCUUAUAUGCAUAAAAUAAUAGCAUUAUUCAGGCAUUUACAUUCUUUUUUCAAUUUGAUAAUGACAGAUGGCUGGAUAGAAAUCGCUUUUGGUAAAAUAUAAGUGAGUCAAAUGUUUUUCAGUAGACAUAGUAACAGUAUUUCAGGCUGUAGUUGUACAGAUUAUACAGAUUGAUCAGCUGGCAGUCGUGCUUUUUCUUGUCAUCCGUCAUGUUUUUGUGCUGUUCCCUCCGGCCAGGCCUGGACCUCUUUGCUUUCUACCAACGUCACAGACAUUAUUGAUUCUGGUCUAAUAAUACUUACAAUGGAUUUGAAAGAAAAACAAGCGUCUGUUUACUCUCAGUUACCUGUUGCACUGUGGAUCAUUUUUAAGAGCACAGGUAUAAAUUCACUGAUUUUUGUGUUAUUUGAUGGUUCACAAUAAAAGGACCUCUUCCACUCCAGUCGUUUCAUUCGUUCCUAUGAUAAGAUGUUUUUUAGGUCAAGCCUUAAUAUGUAGGUCAGUAAAUAUAUACUUCCUGAAUGUGUACCAAAGCCCAUGAAUGACCUUUUUUAUGUAAACGCCUCUUUUUAAAAUGAUGUGCUUAACUUCUGGCCGUUAUUUCUGACUGGACUUAAAUGGAAUUGGAUGCAGCUCUGUGUCCUCUUAUUUGUCAGUUUGAGAGUCCUUUCCAGUUUCAGCUUUUAUGGCCUAUUUCCACUGUUGUUACAGAGCUAAAACUGGCAUGGUUGAACCCAAAAUGACUAAGUGCUGCUGUAAGUGAGUUCAUGGCAUGGCAUCUGUGCUUCUUCGUAAGUGUGUGUUUAUGUGCGCGCAUGCAAGUGUGUGUAUAUCGGUAAUUGAAGGGGGUUGGUCAGCCCUCUGCCUCCGGGUGUCACUCGUGUUGUUGACCAUGGAGAACCCUACAUCUGCGCUCCCUUUUCUGUCUCUCUUUGGCUUUCUCCAAAGCAGCAUGGUGCGCUCUGUGGCAUGUAAUUCUAACCUGCUGUGAGUUUUAAAGACAUUUUGGCAAAGGAUGUUUUCUUGUCUCGUCUGCUUCAGCAUCAGUGGCAAUAACCAUGGCGCUUCAAUCCUUCAUAAGUGAGUAAGAUAAUCUUUAAUGGUUUAAGAGAAUAAUGCAUCUUAAUACGAUCGUAACUCUCCAUGGAGAGGUUGUAUUACCUUUCCUGUUGUCUGCAGUUUUUUGUCCGCCUUACAGUGAUCUAAACGACAGACAACAUCUGUGCAUUUUCAGCUUGUUCAAGGACUCGAUGCUGUGGAGUCAUUCAUGUUUAUAGCGCAGAUAUAGUCGCUGUUUCCUUGGCUCGUUCUUCGACAAAUAGCCUGAGCAGCUAUUAUUACUUUUAUGACUGUACUGACCCAUUUACUGCCCCUUAGUUUCACUCCUGGAGUCAUGUACAACAAGCUCUAAGCAACAAUGUGCCCAACAGCUUUUUUUAUUUGGUUGAUGCUGCAACAAAUCAGUAUCAGUUUUUUUUUUUGCUGAGAGCAGCUCAUUAGAGCUUCGUGUCACAGUGAAGCAAAAACAACAAAAACUGAGAACUGCUGAGUCAUGACCUGCUAAAUGUUUGUUUUACAAACCAGCUGGUGGGAAAUUUUCAGCGGGAAUAACUGUUGGACAUUUCAAUCUAACCUUGUUGGCAUUAUCAUACCCAUAAUGACACACUUUCCCCAGAUUUGACAUGUGCUGUUGUCUGUUUACAUAAUAAGGAUCUACCUUGGCUUUAUUUGAGAGGCUUUGUAAUAAAACUGUGGGUCUUACCAUCUUCCAUCUCGUAGAAAUUUAACAGUUUCUUACCCUUUACCACAUCUGUCUCUGUCCUUUUUUUGUUGGUUUAUCUGUUUCAGUUUUCUUAUUUUUUUUGCCACUCUUCAUUACCCUUUAAGAUUUGACAUUUGAAAUACAUCACCUGUAAUGACUGACUAAGACCUUUAUGGAUGAGAAAAAUGGUGAAUAAUAACACAUUUUGAGUUGCUAUGUUGUAAGAAAUACCUCUGCACAACAUUUAUGAUUCUAGUGUCUCUCUUCUUUCUGGCACUUGAUUUGGACUUUUGUAGAUUGCUCUUUUGUGCUUCUUGAAGACAUAUACCUGGAAACAUACCGCUGUAUUUAACAUCUGAAUGAGCUGCAUAGACCCAGGAAUCUUUCCAAUAAAAAUAGCACCCUGAGUUUCUAUUGGAGCUUUGUUUAUUGUUGAUUUUUGCAUCCCUGUGGACAAUCCAGCGCAUCUUUUCUCUUUGCUGAUCUUGCCUUGUACAUGUCUUGAGUGUUUUUUUCUGAUAAAAAGUCUUAACCCGCUUUUAACUCAUGCUGUAAAAAUGUAGAAAGGGCAAUUUUCUCUGUGUGUCUUUUAUUGAUCUUCAUGAAACCUACAAUUAUACAGGCAUUAAACAUAAUAAUGUAGAAGUAAUCAAUCCUGUCACUGAUGAUGCUUUUUCAGGAACUACAAAAGAAAAACAACAUCAUUAUAAAUUUCUGUUCACUUCAUAACCAGACAAAAAUCUCCCCCCAUGAGCUUUUAAUUUAAAAAUAUAAAAAACUCAACAUGUUUAGCUGCAGGAUUAUAAUUCUUGCUAAUGCCUUUUAAGGGAUCUUUAUAUCAUUAGCAAGUGAUUUAUUGUUCAGAGCAUAACAGAGUCAACUUAUUAACGCCUUAGAAAAGGGUGCCUCAUCAUCACUGAGUGGUAUUUUCUCUCCUCACCUCCUCCUGUGUGUCGCAGCUUUCUCUCACGCUCUCUGUGUCUCUCUCCAGUCCUGACACACUGGCGCAGGCUUGUGAAACCGACUCUGACGUCAAAGCUGACAUUCAGAAGCUGACUCCAGACCAGGAGGCUCUGAUGGAGAACGGAGAAAGUAGGGCUGCAGGCUAUAAGCAUUCCUGCCCCGCUGACCCAGGGCCAGGGCAACACAUGCACCAGAGCAGAACAUCCCAAAGCAACCUUAGAGAGCUGCAGGAGAUGGACUGUACCACAGAAGGGUGAGUUUUUCUUGACUUUAUCUUCCCCUUGUUGUUUUCUUUACAUAGAUGAUGUUUUCAGUUUAAAGGGGUUAAUGAGGUGGCUUUAAUGUCAGUCUCUUUUUUUAAGGAGACUAAAGGAACUUGUCUCUUUUGCUUCUCUGUCUAUAUUAAAUUAUGCAAUGUAUUCUUUCCCAUAAUGCAUCUAGUUAGGAGUUGUAUUACAUCUCUACAUCUCUUAAACUGAUUUCUUUAUUAGCAGGACCUUUUCCCAGAGCAAGAUGCCGCAAAUCUUUUCCAUGUCCAGUGAAGGUGAAGAGGAGCGAGUAGAAGAGGUAGAGAAAAGAAAGACACCUUUCUCACCCUUCAGCAGCAACUCUUUAACAAUGUUUAUUGUUGAUUUUCUCUGUAUUUUAGCUUGUUUGAGCUGCAAAUCUGGCUAAUAGCAAAAACCAUCUCUAGCCUUUACCAUGACAUUCAUAACCUAAUUUUUUUUUAACAUUUUGUCAUUCAUAUAUCUGUAAAACUAUGUUGGAAAAGCAGCUGUCAUCUGCAGAUCCAGCAAAAUACAUUCAAAGCACAAUAAUGCCUUUUUUAAAGGGGAAAAAUCUAUUCCUUAAAGUCGUGACUUGUCUGAAUUAUUUCCAGGCUUCCACCGAUACAGGACAAACGUCAUCUUCCUCGAAGUGCUUCAUGUCAGGGGAUGAACCACAGAGCAAAAGCCAAGCACAGAGUGAGCACACAGAGAGGUGAGAGGCAGAUAUUUGCCUAAAAUCAUUAUUUAACUCUUGAAAUAAAAAUGUUUACAGUGAAUUCAUACUUGAAAUUCAAAUAUAAGUUCAAAUUCGAGGGAGAAAUCAUAACAAACCGGCAGUGUUAGUCAUUUGGCGGCAGCGAAAAUGUCUUCGAUAGAAUUUGUGUGACUCAUUCGAAUGCUACAGUUAUUUUCAUUCCCCCUCCCACUGCUGUUGGGUUCCUCUCAGUUCAGCUCUUCUCUCAGCCCCACAGUCAGUUUGGAAGUAGGUUAUCAGAGCAGAGUGCGGCUCACAGUUGUGUUUUUGAUACAAUUCCAGUCCAAAUAGCACUGACUUGCCACAGGGGCUCACAAGCCACAUUAGGCCAAUGUGGCAUGGUGGCACGUUGACUUUUUGUUUGCGCUGCUUCCGCAGAGCCACAGGACAGGUCAUCUCAGUUAUAGCUCAUUAGCGUCACACAUGAAUAACCCAUAACCUUAAAAGCAGUGCAAGAUGACAGUCUGGCCUCAGAGCUACAAACAGCACAACACAACGUGAAUCGAAGUCACAUGGACUGUGAGCCAGUGUUAUUAGAUACUUAGAUUCUGCUCCCUUUUUUAAUGCGAUUCUUUUAUGUUUGCUCGCUGUGACGAAAGUUUGUUUUACAGAUUGUUGGACUGUGGAGAGAAACGGACUGAAGACAAAAUCACAGUGUCUGAAUCUAAGGUAAACUUUGGAAUAACAAGUCUGCAACUACCACAUUACUUCCUCUGACUCCUGUUUUAUUUUCAGACAGUGGAGACUGCUAUGACUGGAAGUUGUAACCUUAGGUUUACAAGCCAGCAAAACCACCACUGAGAGAGCUGAAAUUUUAGAUGAGCAUAUAAGUUGAUAUUGGCAUCAUCAUACAUUUCACCAUUUAUUUUUUCAUCAAGUUAAUCUAUAAAUAUUUUGGUCUUGACCAAAGACUGUAUAUACUAUGGACAACUUGGUUCCGCCUUCCACCAGUAUACAGAUUUGAAGCCAAAAAGCUCUUGGUAAUUCUGCGUUUUUUCUCCAUUUCCUGAAACCAACAUUGCGCAGUAGCGUUGUGUGCAUUCGGUGGGAGAGUUGCCAAGAGUCGCUGUGAUGACACUCGGCUAUAAAACAGCGUAUCCCCCGGGUGAGCUACGAACCCCUUGUACGCCCAUAGGUCAAUUAUAAAAAACAUGAACCCCCUAAUAACUUUGAAAAACGGGGCUGUAUAGAAAAAAGAGGACUUGAGUACAAACCAGUUUGACAAUAACCACAUAUCAACAUCGCAAGCAGGGGUGAGAAAAGUCAUAUUCACAACCCCAUAAACUUUGCUGGCGGAAGCGGGAUUUAUGACCUAUACUGCAGCCUGUCACCAGAGGGUGCUGUUCUCAGAGUGGCUUCACCCAUUGAGGAGACAGAUGCUGUCCAUUCUAAAUACAGUCUAUGGUCUUGACUGGUUCUUGUUUGCUAAUGAAAAGUAAGCUAGGUCAGUUGUUAUACUAUCAAUCGAUCAGUCAGUCCAUCUCCAAAGAUCCAGCCUCAAAGUAAAAUCCAGUCUCAUCUCAAGAUUCAGUGUUAUCCUUUCAUAAUCCAACAUGACGUUACAAAGGAAGUAAUCAAUAAUUCAUCUUUGUAUAACUUGAAGUGCCAUUGUCACAAACUGAUGAGAGUAUGUGCUCCCACACUACAUGUGUCACUAAGUGGAUUUUAGUAAGCGAGACCUCAACUGUGCGUAUGCUGUCCACUCCUCCAGGGUGAAGGAGGAGGAAGAGGAGGAUGUCGUGGUUCUCCUGACAGACAUGAUGAUUGCAGAGGCAGGGUCAGCAGCCGUGACGUAAGUUCCCUUUCCCCAUAACCAAAUUAACACUUUCUUAAGGAUGAGGGUAUCUAUGACAACAGGACUACUGAUACCUCCAGCAAUUGUUUGUCCUUGUGAAGAAUCUAAGUGAUACUGCACACACCUAUAUGUGUAGUGGAAGCCUGAGCUGUCUUGCCUAUGGGUAUUUUUUUUUGUUGUUGUUCCAGUAAUGACAUCCAGACUCCCUCCCCUCCCUUCCCUCCUCUCCAUCUGUGUGACGCACAAAGCAGUGUGUUUUUUUUUUCUUUUUUUAGUGAAUGAACUGCCAAAGAGGGCAGAACAGGAGGGUGGGAGCCUUUAUCUGCAACAGAUUUUAAUAAAGAUAAAGACACAGUGUGAGAUUACAAAGAUGAACAAAAAAUAUUUAUACCCAAGCUUUGUAAAGAGUCCAGAUUUUUUUUUUAUCCUUCUCAAUUAUAAAUCUUAUGCACACCUACACAAAAACACACUCACGCCAAGGCAAAACAAUAAGCAGCCUGAUCCUUGCAGCUCCAUCAAAUUGGCCCCAUAGCUUGGUCUGACAAUGUUGCCGUGGAAACGUCUCAUCACAUACAGUCAGAACAUCUCUCGUCCCUUGAGCACACACCAUACACAUCAGCAUGAGCCGCUCUCCUGUCACCCACCCCUCCUCUGUGCAAGGUGAAAUAUCCAUGUGGUCACAGUGAAGCAGCAGCAGAAGUGCGAGGAAUCCCGGUCAGAGGAGUGAAAUCAAGAUUUAAGGAUUCAGGAGCAAGCUAUCCUCUCAUGCACCCACACACCAAUAAACCUGGUGAUGUGAGAAUCACUGUGAUAAUGCUAAUUGGAUUGAAGCAUGUUGCUCAUCAGGGAUCCUACGCUGGAUGCUGAUGCGUGUUUGGAAACUGACUCAUUGACUGAAUAAAGUCAGAGGGAAUUUUGUCUCGUUGGAUGCCUCCUGGGCUGCAGAGCUUGUAGUCACACAGAGCGAAGAGGAGCUGCAGAAGGGGACAGUCUGUACAUGUACUGCUCGUGAUGUGAUCUCUGCCUUUUUAACUGACGGAGCUUCAGAAGAUCACAUUUACAACUACCUCUGAAAGCAGCAUGCCUGUUGUUUAUUUAAUCUUCUUUUUGAAUGUUUUGUCCUGAAAAGGAAGGAAACAGCUACUCUUCAAACCUCAUCCUGGAACUCCCUGUUUUAUGAAGUGAAAUGUUUCAACCGAUUUCUUUAGAUUCCAGAGCAGCACAUGAAGUGCUGAGGACUCCCUCAGGCUAAAAACUACAGUCUACAUCUCCAAGUCUUCUUUCCUGAGGCGAUGUUUUGCUUCUGUUUUCAGAGCCCUUCUCUCAAGCUACAAGCUCUGGAGGCUGACCUGAGGCCCAAGUCAUCAAUAGUAGACCUCCUAACUGAAGAUAACCAACCUGCUCAGGAUAAGUCUCUGACUACUGACGAGCAGAGUCUGUUUUUAACACGCAAGCUGCAACUCCAGCAGCCACCAUCGCCUCCACCUCAGGGUCAGCACACAGAGGACUCAUCACAGUCUGGUAAGACACUGAUUAGUAUGAGCUGAUUUUAUUCAAGUUUAAGAAACUUUUGGUGAAAAAUUCUCCUCUGGGACAAAAUGAUUCAGUGGAUUUGCUUUAUGAGUUUUAUUUAUUUUGAGGUUUCUGUUAUCCAAAACAUUUCGCUCUUCAGUACCUCGAGCAGCUGAAGGCUCUAACCCGUGACAACCCUUUCAGUACUAGAGCUGCAAUUCAUAUUUGUUGUUUAAUUGCCUCUAUUUAUAGAAUCUUAUUUCUCAAGUGUUUUCAUUUGUGGUGUUGUAGUUCCCACUGUUUUCCCCUUGGUUUGAAAACGUGGUCAAUAAAGCGCGACAGCAACCCUUGACGGGUGUGUCAUUUUUUAUAACAGCAGACCAAGGUACGAUACGGCUGCUGUUACAUCACUUCACAGUUGGCAGUGACAUAAUGAACCAGUACAUGAAUUUAGUAACAUGUAAUAUAUUGACAUUUCCCUCUUUUUCUAAACUUGAAAACUAGUGUCAUUUUAUUUUGUACAUUGUUUGUUUAUGGUUUUUGACCACCAUACGACAUUAACAUUUUCCCAAGAUGAUGUUAAAGAUAAAUCACUUGAUGGUAGUAUUUUCAUAUACACCAAAGAUACUACAUAUUUGUGUUUUUAUGUAUGUUGCAUGUUUGUAUACAAUGAAGAAAAACAUUCAUUUUUUUUACCCUCAUAUUUGCUUUCAUAAGGCAAAAUAGAAAAUGGUACUGUUGAAUUAGCAUUAAAGAGAAAUCAGUCGUAUCUAUAAAUUCAUGUGUCAGUUGACAUUAUCCUUUGUCCCUCUCCAACAGAACAUACCCUUUCACCUGAGUCAUCAGAGUCCAGUCCUGUAAUCUCCACUCAACAUCACUCUGAGAGGAUACCUGCUAAUGACACCCCGUCAAGCCCACCAGGACCCAAAACCAGCCCGCUUCUCUCCUGUUUAACUACAACUGACUGCCCAGUACCCUCUCCACGCUGCCCGAACCUCAGUCACAGCCUGCGGUACAACCUCGACCCUGAUACAGCUCCUUCUCCUCCAUGCUCACAGCAUAUACGCACGUAAGACAGCUGUUUCCUCAACAACUUUAUUUGGGGUUUUGUUCAUAUUGUCUGCGAUUGUUUUUUUUGUUGUUAAUUGGCUUAAAAUGGGCAGUAGUUUGAAAAUAUCACAGUCCUUAUACCAUACAGAUGCACAUGGGUUGAAUUGAGUAUCUUGGCUUUUAUUGUCACCAGUGCUCGCAGCAGUGUCCGUUCAGAGCCAGACCGGGGCUCUGUGUCCAUCUCAAUGCUCAACAGACACAUUCACAGCCUGAGGAAAAGGAUCAGGCGUUUUGAGGAACAGUUUGAACAGGAGAGGCGCUACAAGGUAAGAUUAUCGGCCAAAUCCUCAUGAAGAGAUCGGAAGUUGUUGUGUCAGAGUUUUUUUUUUUUAAUUAAUUUUGUGUGUGUGUAUAUGUGUGUCAUCCUGCAAGAGUGAAUGACUCCCUCUACUGGCACGUUGGGAAAAUUAUAUCUUUUUGCAUAGAUGAAGAAGUAAUGCAAAACAGAAAAGUAUUGAUGACAUAUGACACCUAUCCAGUAAAACUAAAGAAAAAUCCAGGUACUCAGUGCAAGAGGUGGAUUAGUAUCAAGUGAUUUGAGUUUCCAUUGUUAUUUCAGCCUGCCCACAACGACAAGACAGCUCACCCUGAGGUGUCCAGACUAAUGAAGGAGCUCAUCAGGAGCCGCAAGCAGCUUAAAGGUCAGUUUCAUAACUGUGGACACACACUCAAAUACAUGAAUUAAUGAUUACAGAGGUGGAGGAGGCGUUCAGGUACAGCAUAGUAAAGUUAAUUCAAAAUUCUGCCUUAGUGAUCAUAGGAUCAUAGGAAACUGAUUCAUACUUGAUGCUCAAAAUAGUUUCCUCUCUACGCACUUAUUACACUGGCACUUAGAACCUAAAAGUCCAUUAUUUAUUUUGUGGGUUUUUCUCUCAGGUUUGCUCGUUUUGAUACUUUUUGAGAGUUUUGUCUCUUUGGGCCUCAUUUAUGAAAUGUAGUUAGGCUUGGAGACAAAAAAAAAAGUGUCGAAAAAACCAAACUAGACCUACUCAUUAGGCAUCAAAGCUUAAAAUAUGGGCAAAAACUUGUUUUAGUUUUGAUAGUGCAAUAUAUUUUGUAACUUUAUUAUUUGACUGAAGAUCUUCUAAGAAGAGACAGCAGCUAUUCAGAAAUGUGGCUGAGUUGGAAUCAAAUAAAAAGUAUUUGAAAACUACAGAAAAAAAGGUACAUAAUAACCCUCCAUCACUGAACUUGAACUUAACAACACUACUUUCCUCUUUUAGAGCUGAAGCUGAGACAAUCAGCAGAAAUUGAACUGAUGGAACAGAGGGUCUUCAACCCAUCAGCUGAAACACACGGGACCACCACAGACCACAGAGAGGCAGCACUAGCAGGUACUGAGCUGCAGCAACUCAACAACAAUAACACCAACACCAAGCCAAAUGUGGAGGAAACCGUCAACAUCAUCACCAACAGACUGAAGGAAAGGCGGCAUGAGCUGGGCUUGCCUGACAGCAUUAAGGUCUGUAUUGUUGGAUUACUUUCAAACAGCAACAUUAAGUGCUAUGAUGUUAGAUCCAGAUUUUUUUGCGCACAGAGGGAAAAUUUGUGCAGCACUGACCCUGGAAAUAGAAAAAACAAUCAUGCUUCGCAAUCAUCUCUUGCAGGAGAUGUCUCAUUUCCAGAUGACUUUGGAGAAAACCAGUCUGCAGAAGUGUUUGCUCUACUUUGAGAGUCUACAUGGAAGACCAGUAAGGCCUGCUCGGAUGACUUCCUUUGUGUCUUUUUUUUGUUUUUAUCCUACUUCUUUUAUUUUCUGCUCCCUCUUUUGCGUUAAUCCUCUGACUUUUUAUUUACAUGUUCCCUCACAUGACAUCGUUUUCUCAGUUUACAUCUUUUUUUUUCAUCUGUGUCCUCAGAGCACCAAGCAAGAGCGGAAUCUAAUGAAACCUUUCUACGAUAGAUACCGUCUUCUCAAGCAGCUGCUCUUUUCCUCUGUCGCUGCAAAAGUAAUAACGACCAUUGUGAGUACACUCCUAUCACUGAUUAGUACCUGGCUUCCCUGUUGUCACCUGGCUGUGAUACUUGAUUCUGAUUCUUGACAACGGUAAUUAAUUCUGUAAUGCCAGGGACAAGGAGAUCAAUUGGUGGAUAAUAGUUUGGCACAUUUACAUCUGCUUGUCGACACUGUAGCAAAGAUGUUGGUUUCCCCCUAGCAUCAAUAACAAUAAACACUGUGUAGAAAAACAUUAUAGCAUGUCUAUUGGUGGGCUAAACAGUCUGAGUAAUCUAAUACCAGAUCCUCUGUUGUGAUUCUAGCAAGGGUAGCAGAGCUGGUGAGUUGAGCUUUGGUGUUUGUUUAUUCUGCAGGAAGGAUUAAAAUCUGUAUUUAACAAUAGCUUUACCAACUGAAGAAUCCUUUAUUUGUACAAUUAUCAUUCUUAAAUCAAUAAAAUCAUUUUUAAUCUGCCGUUUAAUUUAGUGCCAAUGUACACAUGACUUUAGUUGUUAGCUGGGUAAUAAGCAAAUCAGAGGCUUCUGUCUUGUAGAAAUAAUAAUGAUAAUAAAUUUUGUUUGUUUUGCACUUCACGUAUUUGCAAUCUCUAAAUGACACAGGGUAAAAAAAAAAACAAUUAAAAUUAAUGUAUUAAAAAGAGUCAAGAUAGAUAGAUACUAAAAAGCGAGAACCUGUAAAAUAAGGCUGUCGCAAAAUGCUUUUUUUAAAGGUAGGUUUUGUUAAAAAGCAUCUGUAGACUGUGGGGCCCUCGGGUGAUCAGGGAGGGUGUCCCAUAGCCUCGGGGCAGCUGAGAAAAAGGCUCAAACAUCCAUGGUGCAGAGUUAAGUUCUGGGGGCUUGGAGGGUGUUUGUGGUUGUAGAACAGUACAUGAGGAGGCCUGGGGGGAGAGGUAACCCUGCAGAUAACGGUGGGCAUGUCUGUGAAUGCACUGAGACCUUCUAUUCUAUUCUGAGUGAGACAGGGAGCCAGUGAAGGAAAUACAGGAUGUGGGUGAUGUUUGUGCACCCUCAUCAGGAUCCUAGCAGCGCUGUUCUGAAUGUAUUUUAGUCUCUGGAUGAGAGUAAGAUUUAAGUGUCUGCUGCCCUCUGGUGGCUAAAUUUGGGAGCCUUACCACACAAGUUAGAAAAAGCAUAGUUCAUUUAGCAGAAUAAUGAAAGUUAGAAAAAAACAAAGCUCGUAAGUUCUGUGGUUCGUUUUUAAGUUGUGUUUUGUGAUAUUUGAUUACCUCAAGUAUUGUUCAAAGUUUUUGAAAAGCUUGACAUAGGCAGUGAAUGAAACUAUGAAGUUUUCUGAUGGCUUGACAAUAAUUGGUAUCCUAUGCAUUUACAAGUUUUCUAAAUUUGUUAUGUAAUGCUAACUGUAACACACAAGUUAUCCCUGUGUUUGUGUACACAGGAGGAAGAAGACGGCUCUGAUGAAGAGCAUCCAAAACAGCGAAGCCCCAAACAACAGCCACUCUGGUCGAAAACUCCCAGGUACCUGUCUUCAGAUGAGUUGCUGCAGCUGCCUUCUCUAGAGUUCUCUGAAACACCUCUGGUUUCCCCGCUGGAGGAGGUAAAGAAUCUCCAGCCACAGAUUAUUACCAUGGCAACACUUCAUGAAGCUUCCAGGUACUGCUUUAACUUAAGCAUCAGUUUUUUUUUUAACCUGUGAUGGGAUGUUUGACCUGUGAUGUUUAGGAAGUUGUAGUGAGUUGAAUCUCACAUGUUUGCAGACAGUUUGAAAGACUGAAUAAAUUUCUUGAUAUUUUUUUACACAGAACAGAGUUACUGGAUCACCUCAGGGCGGCUCGAUUAGAGAAGAGGAGGCUUCAUCGUGCGCUCAGAGAGUUUGAGGACCACUUUUACAUGCAGACCGGCAGGUACAAGUCACACACAAAACUCUUGACUUUAGGAUUUAUUAUUUUUUUCUCUUAAUAAACUUGAACAUUUGGUUUUUUAACAAUGCCUUGUGAAAAACAAAGAAAAAAACAUCCACAAAAGAAAUUCCAUCGUAAUGCUACGACAGUGUAAUGCACACUCACUUAACGUUAAUACAGCACAGAGAGCUCAGGAAAGAGACAGAGAGAUAGACGUUUGCUCUGAACUGUACACGACCUUUUGUACUGUACAUGUUAGUCCUCCAAAGUAAUACAGUUAAGUUUCUGAUUACAAUACACACUGUACAAAGCUAUCGGAGUAAGGCAACAUAGGGACUAUCAACCAGUUAUGGAAGCUGCUGCAGGUUGUUUGGAUCUAUUGAAGUUUGACUGUUGUGUGUGCAUCUGUUUUUUUUUUUUUUUUUACCCUCCAUGUUUUGUCGACAGGAUCUGUCAGAAGGAGGACCGAGGCCCAAUGGCGGAGGAGUACUGCCAGUAUAAGAACCUCAAAGCGAAACUCCGCCUGCUAGAGGCCCUGCUCAGUAAACAACAGGACUCAGCGAAGAGCAGUUGAAUGAACUCACAGUGGGAUUUUUCUCUUUCUUAACAGGAAUCAAUCUAUUCUGAAAAAAAAUGAGGCCUCUCAGGUCUGGUCUUGUUUCAUGCCAUGCUCGUAAUGUUGAUGCACUUUAGAUGAGGAAAAAGAAGAAGUUAUUGGUGAUAAUCAAAUGCUAUUAGACUGUAUUUUUUUUAAAGUUCCUACAACACAUCCCUUAUCAUUGACGGUUUCUUUUUUCUAUCAUAAACCUGAUGUAGCAAGUGUUUUUUUCAUGUAGCACUUGUUUAUGUGAAAGAUAGACAGCUGCAUUAAUGUAAUGUUAGUAACAUGUUAGUUUUUUAAGAUCUCUGUAUGUAUGUAUGUAUGUAUGUAUGUCAUGGCACUUUGUCGCUUCCUUUUUUUGUCCUGUGCCAAAGUACUAGUUUUGGACAACACUGUCCCUAGUUGAUGUGGAAACUGCAUUUUUCAAAAGUGCUAUCUUGGCAAAAAAAGGAGUAGGCUUAAAUGCAACCAAUGCAACAAUCACGUGUUAUUGUGCAUUUCAGUUUUUUAGUCCUACAUUGUGCUAUGAUAUGCAUCAAGAGUUUUAUCUGAAUCAUUCAGUGUACAUGCUCACCGUUGAAAAUAUGUGAAUGAGGGUGAACACUGGCAUCGUAGUGCAAGUUAUACCUGCUGUCAGAUUUGUGUUUAUCCCCCAAUUUUUCCUGUAUGAAGUCAAUUUCCCUCUAAAUGCAGUUGUUGACAAUGCUUUUGACAUUGUGCACUUCCGGUUCAUAUAGUUCUCUCUCUAUAUAUAGACAUAUACAUAUAUAUGAAUGUAUCAAUAAAAAUAAAUAUUUUUUCACAUUUAUUCUGCUAAACACAGUUUCUGGUUUUACCUUCCUCCUCUCCGCUCACUACAACGAAAGAAGAGGAACUAAUGCAGAAAAAGUCUCCAUGGUAGAGGUACUGACAGCUUCCAUAAUCAUGCUGCACAGAACUGCAUCAUGCUUAUUCUUUAAAGGUUAACAAGUUCACAAAUAGUUCACACUCGGUCAUCAAAGACUCAUAGUGAAUCCACGUUUUAGAGGCUGUUGCAUUAGUACUGCGUAAAUUCCACAGCAGUUUCACUUCUUGUUUUUAAUACCUUUGGUUUAAAAGACAGAUGACUCUGAAUGCUGCAGCCCUAUACAAUUGUUUUACCAGUCUGUGCCACUAGGUGGAGGUAAACAAAAGUCUGACAUUGUCUACUGUAGAAUGAGAGUAAAAUGUUUUUUUUAUAAUGACAGUCAAAGUAAUUAGAAACAAGAGAAUGUUUGUCCACACAGGCUGUGGACUCAAUAUCAAGAGCAUAUCAAUAAGAACAAGGCAAAGGUCAAGAACAAAAUAUGAGACAACUGGUUAAAAGAAACACCAGGAAACUGAGUAGAAGCAGCCCGUGUUGGUUAGUAGAGUUAAAGGGUUUGGUCAGUAUGCCAGUGUUGAUUUGAAGGAUGUAUGGAUGAAUCUGUGUCGUCCCAGGUUUCGAUUGCUCAGUUUCAUGUUUGUCGUUUUUUUUAAUUAACCCUUUUGAGAGACAACAGUGCAGGUGUCAGCGUGUGAACUACUUCUUUUCCCCUCCGCUCUUCUUUGGGAAUGAUGGUCUCUUUAGAGAACAGAGCAGUGUCUGAGAUAUGUUUGUGAGCCUACUAAAUCUGCUGCUUCAUGCAUGUGUUGGUCUGCUUCAUCAGUACAUGUGGACUUCCUGUACGUGUUUAGAGGUCAGUCACCUCAACUCCUUCCCUCCUCCUCCUCUUUCCUUUACAUUCUGCUUAUUUUUUUUAGCGUCCCACACUGAUGUUGCAGGUCUUGCAGCUGGGGUCCUUCUUGGCAUUUACCGUGGACAGACUCAUCAGCUGGUGCCCACUGAUCUCCGCCACAGUGCCCAGCGCCAGGUCCACAGGCUCUGUGUAGAUCACCUCCAAGAUGACAUCCUGCGCGUGGUGGAAUAAUAGACCUUCACCUUCUUCAACCUGCUUGCAGGUAAGGAAACGGUUGUUGGUGAUGUCGAGCAAAGGAAGCCUCUGCUUACAGAAGUCGUCUCCCCUGGAGCCCUUUGGCGCCAGCACCAGAAUAACAUAGUGGUAGGCUGUGUACAUGCAGUAGAAGUCUCCAAAGUACAAGUUGGUGUUGGGGUUGAAGAGCACGUCAGCUUGCACCUCAAAGCGUUGUCGGCCGUAAGGGGAGUCCUGCGGGGGCUUGCCGGUGUUGAACUCUGUGUUGCAGCUGAAGAAAAUGCCCUCCAGCUUGCCACUGAUAGGUGAACCGUGGCUGCCGCUGUUGUCUUUCACUGAGGGCAGCAUCCGGUUCUCCUGUGCCUCCCUGGAGUUUGGGGAAAAGAGGAAAAGAAACUGACUUUGAACAACCAGAAAAAAAGACGGUUCAGUUUAGGCCACAUCAGUAACAAAUCUGCACUUUGUUUUGAUCUGUGGUUUUUGUGCUUCCCCUUAAUAAAUCAAAGCCAUGGUUUUGUUUUGGGAAUGGCAGAUGGCGAUGGCAUCACUCGAUCAAGUUUGAUUACAAAAUGAUAAACAGGGUUAGAGACAGUGUAACACAUGGGGGAAAAAAAACGGAUGAAAUAUGCAGUGGUCUCGUAAUCCAACGAACAGAGUGAACUCUCAGAACGGUGCCGUGUUGGUUCAUUGUUUCUGUAAUUGCAUUAGCCAAGAACAGUUUGUCUCACUGAUGCUUAAAUAUUUAUUGACCUUUGUUAAGAAAAUCUAUUCUCACAGAACAAAUCAACAGAAGAAAUUUUAAAGCUAUGAAUGCUGCGGCAACCUCACACCUACCCCGAAGAGUACGGUAAAUCUAAGCGCUGGAACUCUUAUUACAAACUGUGAUUAUGCAUCUAUCAGUCCUGAGGUUGUCAUUAUAUCAUAAUUGAUGCUUUGUUGUGGUCAUUAUGGAGUUCUUCUGCUCCCACCUCAGGUCGGUGAAGUGUUUACUUCAGUUCUGUUUCUCCCCACAUGGUGGAGCAGUUCAACUGUAACACUGUCCAAACACUAUAGCAGAUGUAACUCAGCAGAAGAGAGAAGUCUAUUAACAUGACGUCAUGCUGCAAAGCUUGACCAAAGAGAGCGCACAAGCUGUGACUCUGGUGCAGAAACUGUGUUUUCUGAGGCGUAGAGCAUUUUCUCCACAGGAGUGCAAAGACAGGAGAUAAGAGGAGGGGGCCUGAACAGGAAAGUGGAAAAAAGUGAGUCACAUGAAUCCAGUUAAGGAUCUGACUGCACAAAAGGCGACUCCACAGAUAUUCCUCGUCUCUGUCCGUCACACUCUACUUAGUCAUCAAAACAGACUUGCACAGCUUUUCCUGCCACAAGCGUUUGUCUUUUCUCUUCUUUCUCCUUGACGACUGUUUGUUCUCCUCUGGCAGGGUUACAAACUUAGGCACAUUGGAGAGGAACUACAAGGCAAAGACACAAACUGGCAUUACAUUUCAUUCCUGUCAUUUAAAUGUGCACUGAGGGUAAGACUGCAGCAACCAAUCUAUGACUCUUUAAAUUGCUUUUUGGUAGAGCUGGCAAUGUCUUUGGGAGGUUUUUUAAGGAGAAAUACUGCGGUAUGGAUUUCAGUGUGACCAAAAUUUCAUAUUGCUAAACAUGUUUCAGGAAGAGAGAUAUUUAAAGGUAAAGACACGGCCCAGUUCAGAAAAACACUUCUCAAUAACAUCCAUUUACAGGCUGACUAGAAUGAAAGUGGCCACAUUAAGUCAUAACAAACAACAUAAUGUUCAGUUAGUACAAUAAUAGACUUGGUUGUCUACCUGGCGUGGUCAAAGUACUCUUUAUUCUGAUUCCUGUAGAAGACGGAGAAAGGCAGCAUCCGACCUGCAAUGACCUCCGCUUUUUCCAACAGCUGGUUUAGAUGCACUGUAGAAUAAUCUGCAGAACAGACACAAACACAUGCAGUGAAAUCUAAUGUGCUGCUAUGGUGAGGAUCAGAAACCAAUGAAAAAUAUAAUUAGCAGAUAUGUAAUCAUGAACAGCGGGAAGCUCUGUGGCAGGGAUGUGAAAUAAACUGAGUAUGAUGACCCUGAGAUACGCCCAUCUUUAACCUCUUUAUAUUUAUGACUUGAAAUGACUCAGCAGUGGAUAUAAAAAGCCUUUCACUAUUUUUACUAAGUACUAUAAUAAACUCUGCUCUUACCACUGUGUGAGCAGGUCUGCCAAAUGGGAGUGGAUUUUAUCCAAAGCAUAAAUUUUAUGAUGAUGAAGACUCUUCUCAUGACAUUUUUCUUUAAAAGCACUUCAGCGCUGACAAGGACAGCUAUAGAAAUUCUCCUUUUUUCAUGCACAGAGAGAGUAACUCAGACAAAAAUGAAACAUCAUGGUGUUUAUUUGGAUAUUUUUGACAAAGUUCAGAAGGCUACUAACAUUACUGGAAAGCAAAGGUUAUAUUAGAGCAUCCAGCAAUAUUUACUUUGAACAUGAACAUUUUGUCUGUGCCAACAUUUGGCCUUUUUUAAGACUUGUUCAGGUAACGGGUAAUCAGCACAUUGUGAUUUCACAAAAGCUCAUCUCUCUCUUUUUAAAAAGUGUCUUGUGCAAACCAACAGGAUGGAAGGAUACCCUGAAGAGUGGGGAUUUUCAAACACUCUAAAAUCCCCUGGGUUAAAAACAACCCAAAUUAGGUUUUUUAAACCCAACACCAGGGUUGAAAAGGGGCCAACUACAUAUUGGGUUAUUUUGACCCAGAAUGUUGGGUUAUUUAAAUUAACCCAAAUUUUGGGUUGACUCAAUAACUCGUUUUAAGGAUCAAGUUAACCCAAUCUUUGAGUUAAUUUGACUCAUGAUCUUGGGUUAAAUUGAUAUAUGCAUUUGGGGAGCUUUUUUGGGAGCUUUUCUUAUACAACCUGUACCCUAUAUUCCCAUGUACUUUUAUCUAACUGAUUGGUGGGAAUCAGUUAGUUUAAAGUACAUGUGAAAAUAGGGU
Molecule: messenger RNA, 25116 nt
Organism: Xyrichtys novacula (pearly razorfish)
Lineage: Eukaryota; Metazoa; Chordata; Actinopteri; Labriformes; Labridae
Source: the annotation of a GenBank genome assembly